AUGACCGUGGACGCUGCUGCCGCAUUUGUGCUGCCCCUGCCAAACUUAGAGGCUCGCCGCGCAGAUGCCUUAACGGGGGCCCACGCUGCAGCGCAUAGCUUUCAGCAUCUUCGAUAUCAGCCUCUGCAAGCCUAUUCCGUCGGAUGCACUAGCGGCCUUGCCUUGAGCUCUCUGGGGCUGGCUGCUUCGGCCCGGCAAACGCGACGACGCACACGAUUGGCUCCCCUGGCAGCUUCUCGGAGCUUUGCACCACCCCGGACGACUCGACCGGACGAUGGAAGGCACUGGGAGACCUCCGUGUGCCACAUCGGUCCCGCUUCUACUGAGCCAAAGAAGCUGCGUGUGGUGGGCUAUGAGGCCAGUGGCAUCCAGGCCAUGUCACUGUCGGACGAGACACUUUUUGUUGGUGCUGCUGGUCGCGUGAGAGCAAUGGAUGUCUCCAGCGGCGGUCAUGCUGGGGAGUUUGCCGAGGGCUCACACAUGCCCCACGAGACGAAGGAGCUUUGGUCCGGGUUCGCUGAUGGGCAGAGGCUGAUCGUUGCUGGGAGAUCCGACGGCAAACUCGUGGGCUGGAGAUGCGGUCUUACCACUGCAACCUUGGCUUUCAACAGCCACAGCCAGCAAGGACAGCCCAUCACCGGCCUUGUGGAGUCAGAGGGCUUGCUGGCCAGCAGUACCACGGACGGGACGAUCCAUUUUUGGAACGUUGCCGACAUAGCGAAUGACACCAUCAACCUUGAGAGAACAGAAACAACCUGCGGCAAGCCUGUGCUUUGCCUCGCAUCGGGACAAGGGGCCAUAUACGCGGGCUGCGAGGACGGGUCAGUGUUCAGGAUAUCUGGUGGUUCCGAUCCAGAGGAGGUGUUCAAGUCCGAUGGGCCAGUGACGGCAUUGGCAUGCGGCCCUGCAAGUGGCUCCCUAAUUCUGGGACAUGUCGAUGGCCGCAUGGUCCAGACUCUGGAAGACGGAACGCCGCUGGAGAUGGCUGCUUUCCAUACUGACCAGGUGCGCUUUCUCCAAAAACUGAGCAGAGGUGUGCUGAGCAUUGCCGCAGAUGGUCGGCUUGGUUUUUGGGAGGAAGACGAGGGCAGCAUACAGCCACAAUGGGGUUUCCGGGGCCUUCCUGCGAGAACUAUAGCUGCUGCGGAUGACACGCAGAUCUUUCUGACGUGCUUCAUCAAUUCUCAUACUCCAGGCAAUCGUGUUCUAGACAGCUCUUGGAAGCGAUCUGACACAGACUUUGACGAGGUGGCUCCGGCCUGCGAGGCCAUCUUGCAAGUCAGCCUCUAG
Molecule: messenger RNA, 1290 nt
Organism: Symbiodinium necroappetens
Lineage: Eukaryota; Dinophyceae; Suessiales; Symbiodiniaceae
Source: the annotation of a GenBank genome assembly